Closterium sp. Naga37s-1 is the source of this 2445-nucleotide messenger RNA. NCBI's taxonomy places the organism in Eukaryota, Viridiplantae, Streptophyta, Zygnematophyceae, Desmidiales, Closteriaceae. The record is from the annotation of a GenBank genome assembly.
AUGGCGAAUCAGAAGCAGCGUAGCUCUCUCUAUUCAGCUGGUCACAGCGAUGGUAAAGGCACUUUGCACAGCACUGCUGCCACCGGUACGAACACAAGCAAUCGCCAAGGUACUAUUCGACGGCCUUCAGCCAUCGUGAUUGGUAGCGGGUUCUCCGGCCUGGCAGCAGCUCACGCGCUGCAUCACGCAUCGUUUGAGGUGGUGGUGCUAGAGGCAAGGAAUCGCAUCGGAGGUCGCGCUUUCACAGACUACUCUUUUGGCUUUCCGCUUGAUCUAGGUGCUGCCUGGCUGCACGGUGUUUCUGAGACUAAUCCGCUGGCUCGGCUGAUCGCGGACCUCCAGCUUCCGCUUUACCGAACCAGUGGAGACGACUCGGUUCUCUAUGAUCACGACCUUGAGAGCUAUGCGCUGUACGAUGAGGAUGGGGUGAAGAUUCCCCAGGACGUGGUGGAACGCGUAGAGAGGGUGUUCGAAGAGAUGCUGGAAGAGACUCGCCAAAUUUGCAAGAACACGAGCGAGGACAUGAACAUGGAGCAUGCCUUGGCUCUGGUGGAGCAGCGCAGGCCGGACCUGACACUACAGGGUGUGGAGCGGCAGGUGCUGCAGUGGUACCUGUGCCGCAUGGAGGGGUGGUUCGCUACAGACUUGAAGAAUCUCUCUGCCAAAUGCUGGGAGGAGGAGGAUCUAGUGGAGGGGGGUCACGGCCUCAUGGUUAACGGCUACCUGCCUGUGCUGGACGCCCUAGCUGCUGGGCUGGACAUUCGUUUUAAUCACAGAGUGGUCAACAUUGACUGGUCCUCGUCACAGGAUCUGGAUAGAUCAGUAUCCGGAGGGAUAGGAACAGCAGGGGAGGUGCUGGCUAUGAGGGUAGAGGCAACAGGCGUAGGUGCAGCAGUGCAGGCAGGGCAGCAGCAGGGCAGCCAUCAGUGUAACAGACUCACCGAGCAGGGUUCCGCUAACCACCGCAUACCAUGUGCUAGUCUCAGGUGCACUGGGUGUAGAGAGUGCGUUUUCGGCAGUAGUAACAGUAUGCACGACACCAGAAGCGGAAUUAGCAGCACACGUAACCCUGUAAGUCCUGCUGCUGCGGAUGCACGCUGCUCGCCUAGCUGUCACAUGUCCCAGAAUCCCGGUUCUUGCACUAGUGAAGCUGUAGCUGACGUCAGUAUGCCGUGUAGACCCGGUGUCCACGUCACCACGGCUGACGGCACCAUCUUCUCCGCUGACGUGGCGGUUGUCACCCUGCCAGCUGGCGUUCUGCGGCUGUCUGUGGGCCACGUAGGCAGCUCAAAUCAGGAGAUUCCCUUAGCUGAGUCAGCCAAUGGUGAUAAUCGCAGCAACUGUAGCAACUGCAGCAACUGCAGUAACGGUAACGGCAGUAACAGCUGUAAAUGCAGUAGCAGCAGCAGAAUAGGCAGCAGCAGCAACACCCAUCCGUCCACCACCCCUACCCACCCCAACCGCAUCCACUUCUCCCCUCCUCUCCCGCCAUCCAAAUGCACCGCUCUCUACUCCAUCGGAGUCGGAAUCGAGAACAAAAUCGCGCUCCUCUUCCCCUCCUGCUUCUGGCCCUCGGUGGAAUUCCUGGGAGUGGUAGCAGACACACCCUACGCAUGCAGCUACUUCCUGAACCUGCACAAGGCCAGCCAGGGCGAGAGGGCAGUGCUGGUGUUCAUGCCGGCAGGGCGGCUGGCAGAGGAGAUGGAGGGGAUGGGGGAGAGCGAGGCUGUGGCGUUCACCAUGCUGCAGCUUAGGAAGAUUCUGCCCCACGCGCCUGAACCUAUUCAGGCACGCAUCACCACGUGGGGGUCAGAUCCCUUCUCCCUCGGAUCCUACUCCUACGAUGCAGUGGACGCCCCUCCUGACGUCUACGAUUCCCUCCGCGCCCCCCUCCCUCCCCUCUUCUUCGCCGGGGAAGCCACCUCACGCGCCCACCCUGGCACUGUUCACGGCGCGUUCUCCACCGGGCGGCAAGCUGCAAGAGAGGCGGCGGAAUUCGUCCGGUUGUUGGGUUUCGGGGAAGGGCCGAGGAUGGUAAGGAAGGAUGAGAGCAAGAAACACGUGGCGCUGCUGCCACAGUCAGUGGUAUCAGGAGGAGAUGUGACUGGGGAAGAGAGCAUUUUGUCUCAUGUGGAAGCUUUUGGGAAUGGUUCCGAGACUCACAACAACUCACUUGAGCAAGGGCAAGUGGGGGACAGCAGCACUAUGGAUUCCGGUCCAUCGUCGUUGACUCAGCAUGUGGUUUCCGGGGAAAUCGAGGCAGGUCAGUCCAAUCAGAACGAGGAUGGUGCAUCGAGUUUUGGAGCGCUAUCAACAAGAAGACCUUGGAACACGAUGGAUGUUUCGCUGCCUGUGCAUGUGAUAGAAAGUAACGCUGAGUGUUCUCACUCAAGGGCUGUUUCUCGGGCGGGAAAGGCACUCUCAAUUAGAAUAUCAAGGCUGUAG